Onychostoma macrolepis is the source of this 1398-nucleotide messenger RNA. RefSeq lists its product as uncharacterized. NCBI's taxonomy places the organism in Eukaryota, Metazoa, Chordata, Actinopteri, Cypriniformes, Cyprinidae. The record is from RefSeq and is a predicted model, not a curated record. The transcript has 10 exons. Bases 348 to 1355 code for a protein of 335 amino acids. Gene Ontology annotation, molecular function: ubiquitin-protein transferase activity.
GGAAAUGCACUUCUGUCUGCAACCUGAAAAUACUGACAAAACCCCUAAGGAUGAGGCAGUGCUCUUGCAAGCAGGUCUUGGAAGGAGGACCAUAAAUCUUGCUGAUAAUGUGGAUCAUGCAGAGAUAAGCCGAGUACUGCUGGAAGAAUUUCCAAAAAUGAGAGACUUGCGUGGUGGUUGGCUCCUGAAAAAAGCUUCAGGUGGCAGUGGACAAAGAAAGACCACUCCAUUGCCCCAGGGCACUGAAGGGUACACAGCAAAGAUUCUUAGGUCUUCAUCAAACAAUGGAAAAAAUGUUAUAUACAUUGUCCCUCUUCAAGAAAAAAUAGAUACUACCCCACUGCCAUAUGAUGCUCCAGAGUUUGAAAGAAUGCCAAAAAAACACAUGCAUGACGUGUGGCAAGUUGGUUCCUCUGCCCCUGAUCCAGUUCCAUAUUGAGUCCUGUGGAGAUAAUAAAGAUGAAUCUGAAGAGGAAGCAGACCAGACAGCAGAACAGGAUCCAGAUCUUAUGUGUGUGGACUCCUGUCCAAUUUGUGGAAAGCAGUUCCCUGCAGAGAUUGUUGCCUACCGUGCAAGUUCAUGUGGGGAAAGUUUUGCAGAAAUUAUUUCCACAUCUACACUGCCUGACUCCGAAGGUGUGCAAAUGGUCUCUGAAGGCAGCACUAGUGCCUCAUUUUUCUCUGUCGACUCAACACUUCACACAGGACCUAGCACAUCAGCGACCCUUCCAGCAGAGGAUAUCCCAUUAGGGUCCAGACCUGUACAAAUGGAUGAUCUGGCUUGGAAGAGCAUUGUCAGUCCAGAACUAGCAGCAGAUCACUACAGAAGACAGUGCCUGCAAAACAAAGAAGAUGAGCCGACCCUGAAAAUUAAAAUAGAUAUCAGAGAAGAUGUAGAGGAGCAAGAGGGCACAAUCUUCAACUUUUACAAGGCUCCCAACAUCGACUGGGCCAAACCAUUCCAAGCUAAACUACAGGGAGAUUUGGCUAUUGGGGAUGGCGUUAAUCGACACUUCUUAAGUAUGGUAAUGCACAAAUUGCAGCAUGGUUUCACUGUUGAUUUUGGAAAUGCAUCCAGCACUUUGCUCUUUGAGGGCCAACCUGACCACCUAAUCCCUUCCACCUCCCAAGUGUUGGCACAGAAUGAAAUGUUUACCAUGGCAGGGAGAAUGAUAGGCCAUUCUUUCCUUCAUGGCGGCCCUCGUCUGACAGGACUUAGCCAAGCGGUUCUUCAUGUGCUGUUAGGUGGAACACCCCAGACAGCCACCAUCACCCUCGACGAUGUGGCAGAUAUAGACAUCAAGGAGACCAUAAGACCGGUUACCUCUGAUUAUGUACACUUUUCCCCGCAAUGAAGCUGUUUCUCCCAGAUCCUCGGAUGGAAAACAUAAGGCGGGC